AUGAGUCAGCGACCGGUUAGGGCCUUUGUGGUCCACCCCUCGUUUGAAAAGGGGCGUAAUCCCUUCAGCUUCAGCAGCCAGUGGUUCUCCGAAAGUACGGCUGUUGUUUUUGUCGAAGCGUUACGUAAUCCAGGAUUGAACAUGUGCUCAUGCGGGUCAUUGCUAUGUGAGAGCAGCGUUCCCAUUGAAAUCGAAAUGUAA
Molecule: messenger RNA, 201 nt
Organism: Tribolium madens (black flour beetle)
Lineage: Eukaryota; Metazoa; Arthropoda; Insecta; Coleoptera; Tenebrionidae
Exons: 3
Coding region: 1-201 (66 amino acids)
Source: RefSeq, a predicted model, not a curated record